Messenger RNA from Zingiber officinale, 1557 nucleotides. Its product is annotated as cytokinin dehydrogenase 6-like. NCBI's taxonomy places the organism in Eukaryota, Viridiplantae, Streptophyta, Magnoliopsida, Zingiberales, Zingiberaceae. Gene Ontology annotation, biological process: cytokinin metabolic process. The record is from RefSeq and is a predicted model, not a curated record. The transcript is spliced from 3 exons. Bases 31 to 1557 code for a protein of 508 amino acids. Gene Ontology annotation, molecular function: FAD binding; cytokinin dehydrogenase activity.
UAACCGUCACGGUCGUAGCAAACAGUGGACAUGGUGAUCCCAAUCUCACAGUGGAUCGACAACAUCCCACGUGGGAUCGCAAGCAAGCUCAAUUUCGACGGUGACUCCAUGGCCCCAUUCGUCACCGACUACGGCGGCAUCAACCGCGCUGCGCCUCCGACGGCUAUUUUCUGCCCCUCGUCGGCAGAGGACAUCGCGGCGCUCCUCCGCUUUGCGUACGACUCUGACUCGCCGUUCCCCGUAGCUGCCUGGGGCAACGGAGGCUCCACCCGUGGGCAGGCCUUCGCGCCCGGCGGCGUGGUCAUCAACAUGGCGGCGCUCCGCGUCGGAGGGCGGAGGAUCAGUGUGUCGGUGGAUGGGAUGUACGUCGACGUCGGGGGCGAGCAGCUGUGGAUCAGCGUGCUGGAGGAGACAUUGCGGCACGGGCUGUCGCUGCGAUCAUGUGUGGACUACUUAUACUUGACGGUCGGAGGCACGCUUUCGAAUGGCGGUAUUGGCGGCAUGGUUUUCCGGCACGGCCCGCAUGUUUGUAGCGUCCUCGAGUUGGACGUCAUAACCGGAAAAGGAGAGAUGAUAACUUGCUCCCCGGAGUUGAACUCGGACUUAUUCUACGGAGUCCUCGGCGGCCUCGGCCAGUUGGGCGUCAUCACCCGAGCCCGGAUCGGUCUCCGCUCAGCGCCGGCGAGGGUUCGGUGGCUGAGGCUAUUCUACACCGACUUCCAUAGCUUCACAAGGGACCAAGAGUUCCUGAUCUCGUUGUCACACCCCGACGGUUUCGACUACAUCGAGGGGCAGGCCCUCCUGAAUCACCAGAAAGUCGACGACCCGACCUUCUACUCGAACGAAGACACCGAGAGAAUCAAUCGGCUCGCUGCCGAGUUUGACAGAAUGUACUUCUUGGAAGGGGCCGUGUUCUUCGACUCGGCCUCUGAGGCAGAUCAGAAAGUUAAAGGCUUGCUGAAGCAGCUAAGCUUCAACCCUGGCUUUGCCAUCAGCAAAGAUGUGAACCAUCUGGACUUCCUGAAUAGAGUCCACAUCGAGAUGACACAUAGACAAAGCUCCAUGACUGGCGACGACUCUUGUACUACAUGUUUCCAUCCAUGGAUCCAUAUCUUGGUGCCCAUGUCGAGAAUCCGAGACAUCCACGAUGGGGUCUUGAAAGGGAUCCUUCAAAAUACUAUCCCCAAGGGCGUUAUAUUAUUCUACCCCAUGAACAAGAACAGGUGGAACGAUAUCAUGACUGGUGUAGCUCCUGAUGAGGAGGUCUUUUACACUGUGGAGUCUCUUUGGACUGCCAGUACCGAGGAGGAGUGGAAGAGCUUUGAUGCCCGUAACAAUGAAAUAUUAGAGUUCUGCGAUCGACAAGGGAUCAAAUUCAAGAAGUAUUGGCCUCAUUAUACUACGCAAGCCGAUUGGGAGAGACACUUCGGACUAACUAAGUGGAAAAAGUUUGUCCAGUUGAAGCAGAGAUAUGACCCAAAGGCAGUGUUGUCGCCGGGGCAACAGAUAUUCAAAGUAAUUGAACAUCAAGCUACGCACGUAAGCAGGCAUGCGUAG